AAAACGGCAAGGCAGCGAGCAUCUCCAACUUGUGGCCGCAGAAGGCGCACACAAGUAUGACUUGAGGAGGAGGCUGCGCGCACACCGAAACAACCAAGCGGAUUGCCAAAAAAAAACGUUCACCAUUGUCCGAGUGAAUAUAAAGCGGCAUUUACAAGCGACGAGUGCAAGAGGUUAGGUUGACGAGAAGAGUUGGGGGCAACAUACAGGAGGUGCAAAAGGAAAAGAGUGACGCGAUCGAGAGGGGCGACAUGUUUGGAAUGAUCAAGAAUUCGCUUUUCGGAAACAGCGAGGAGACCGAAUACAAACUACUAAGCACGGAGACCAAGGAUGGCGUAAGCUUUGAGGUACGGCGUUACGACGCCGCCAAAUACGCCGUCGUUUCCUCCGAGGGGCGCACUUAUGACCAGGUGACGGGGGAGCUCGUGAGGAAGCUGCUCAUGUACAUCGGCGGGAGCAACGAGCAAGGUGAGGCGAUGGGUACGGCGGCACCUACCAUCAUCACGGUCUACCCUCGGAACGACGGCGUUCUGUCCCGUCGUUUGGUGGUCGCCAUCCGCAUCCCUACCGUAUACCAGCAGAGCCCCCCGGCCCCCACGGACAGCACCAUAAGGGUCGAGGACCGGCCUGGCAUGACUGUCUAUACACUGCAAUUUGGAGGUUUCGCAGGUGAGAGCGAGUACCGAGCAGAGGCCUUGCGUUUGACACGCACGCUCGGCGAGACGGCCCCAUUCCAGCGCAAGCAAUACUUCUGUUGCAGUUACGACUCGCCGAUCAAGCCCUACGGACGCCGCAACGAGGUCUGGUUCAUACAGGACGAGCCGUAGGCCACCGCUUGCCCCUUUUGGCUUCUUUCCCCAGACUGACCGCUUGCUUCGCCGACCACUCCCGCAAAUGGACACCAACGCGACUUAAGUAUUGUUUUGUCUCUUUUGAAUUCAACACAUCCCCCGACUAUGCGGACAAAAAGUAGCGCCGUUGUAUGUUUGUGAGUCCAAAAUGUCCCGUACGCUGUGGUUU
This is a messenger RNA of Hippocampus zosterae (dwarf seahorse), 1020 nucleotides long. RefSeq names its product heme-binding protein 1-like. The record is from RefSeq and is a predicted model, not a curated record. Lineage: Eukaryota; Metazoa; Chordata; Actinopteri; Syngnathiformes; Syngnathidae. The transcript is spliced from 4 exons. Bases 252 to 827 code for a protein of 191 amino acids.